AGACGAGUCGACUCAGCAGUGCGAUACUGCUUGAUUUUUUUUAAUUCGAUAGCAAUAUUUUGUAAUUGCACGAUAGAAAGGCUUGCGUCUACGAUGGAGCUUAAACAGUAAUUACAAUAUAAUGCUGUGAGUGUGUCAAUGUUGGUUGAACCAGCGGACGCGGAGUGAACGGAUGUACCACUGCCCAGAACAAAACUGCGACUAAAACUAUUGACAAUAAAAUGCCUUUUGUGAACAUAAAGAAGCAAUAUUUAGCAAUCGGGAUGUUGAUUUUUGUUGUAUUAUUUUUCUUCAAUAGUCGACCAGCCUUUCAAUGCCAGUUCACACCGGAGGUUACCCCGUACUUGCCAACUAUAUACGGGAUAACACCGACGUACGCAAGACUCACCCAAAAGGCCGAUCUUACAAGGUUAUCACAAACAUUGAUGUUGGUAAAAAAUUUCCAUUGGAUUGUCAUAGAAGAUUCUGAUACAAAAACAAAAUUGGUUGAAAACCUGCUCAAAGAGACACCUCUUAAAUAUACUCAUCUCAACAUGAAGACGCAAAAGUCAAAACAUUCAUCGGUAAGUGCGAGCGGUGUAGAACAAAGGAAUAUAGCGUUAAAUUGGCUUAGAGGGCAUCUAGAUGCCAUUCCAGACAAGAGAGGUGCUGUUUAUUUUAUGGAUGAUGACAAUACUUAUUCGCUCAAGGUGUUUGAGGAGAUGCGGAAAAUACAGAAAGUAGGCGUAUGGCCGGUCGGCAUAGUGGGGGGUAUGCGAAUAGAGAUGCCCCUAGUGACCAACGGGAAGAUCUCCGGCUUCAAUGCGGUUUGGAAGCCAUUCAGACCUUUCCCCAUAGACAUGGCUGGUUUCGCUAUCAACGCCACUCUUUUCUUGAUUCACCCGGAGGCAAAGUUUUCCAGAAAAGUUCAAUCAGGAUUUCAGGAAAGCGAGAUAUUAAAAUACUUCACGACAAAGAACGAAAUGGAGCCCCUGGCCGAGAACUGUACAAAGGUGUACGUGUGGCAUACACGCACUCAAAAGCCCUCUAUACUUAAUCCCAAGAAACUAAAACACCCGCCAAUACCAGACGGCCAUAUUGAAGUCUGAUUUGACAAUAAAAUGUUUUCUGAUGUUCAUUAUAUCGAGCGUUGAACGCUUAUUUCGCAUUCCAACAAAGUGAGCAGGUGUAUUCCAUAUCAGUCUCUUAAAAAACAUGGAAUAGGCUGUAUAGCCUUUGAUCUUUGCCUGUUGCAAAAGAGAUCUACUGUCAAAGUAACCUACUUUUUAAAGUUUUACUAGUCACAGUAUAAAGAUGUCUCGACAUACUUUAAAAAAAAAAGUUGGAUUACACAACUUUUAGACAUUGUAGCGUCUCACUCUAACACGUCACUGCUGGCAUAAUCUUGUCUCACUCUUGUAAGGAUUGAUGUAUACUUUUAAAAAAAUGUGAACACAACACAGUCACUAUCUUAACUACGACACUUUAUUCUUGAUAGUUUUG
Pararge aegeria (speckled wood butterfly) is the source of this 1482-nucleotide messenger RNA. It is a transcript of the gene GlcAT-I, whose product is annotated as galactosylgalactosylxylosylprotein 3-beta-glucuronosyltransferase I. The transcript is spliced from 5 exons. Lineage: Eukaryota; Metazoa; Arthropoda; Insecta; Lepidoptera; Nymphalidae. Bases 222 to 1088 code for a protein of 288 amino acids. Gene Ontology annotation, biological process: chondroitin sulfate proteoglycan biosynthetic process; carbohydrate metabolic process. The record is from RefSeq and is a predicted model, not a curated record. Gene Ontology annotation, cellular component: Golgi membrane. Gene Ontology annotation, molecular function: galactosylgalactosylxylosylprotein 3-beta-glucuronosyltransferase activity.